AUGACGUGGCGGAAAACAAAAGCUGCAGCCCAGCAGUUCCAUGAACUCCCAUCCGAGAUCCGACUCACGGGUCGACAGCAGAUCGGGGUGCGAGUGAGGCGCAUGGCGAAUGCGACGGAAGAGUGUGAGGUGAAAAUCUGCGAGGUGGGUGGAGAGGGCCUUUUUCUGCCGCUCUUCGGAGAUGCGGAACAGGUCUGGCCUUCGGGUCUUCGAGGCUUCCUCUACCUCAUCGGCCUCUUAUGGACUUUUAUUGGCGUAGCCCCUUGGAUCUGCGAGUUCGCAGGGCGGAGAAAGACGGUGAUUGAUGAGGGGAAUCAAGUCACCAUCUGA
Durusdinium trenchii is the source of this 330-nucleotide messenger RNA. The record is from the annotation of a GenBank genome assembly. NCBI's taxonomy places the organism in Eukaryota, Dinophyceae, Suessiales, Symbiodiniaceae.